Messenger RNA from Solanum stenotomum, 843 nucleotides. RefSeq names its product actin-depolymerizing factor. The coding region runs from base 132 to 569 and encodes 145 amino acids. The transcript is spliced from 3 exons. The record is from RefSeq and is a predicted model, not a curated record. Gene Ontology annotation, molecular function: actin filament binding. Gene Ontology annotation, cellular component: actin cytoskeleton; cytoplasm. NCBI's taxonomy places the organism in Eukaryota, Viridiplantae, Streptophyta, Magnoliopsida, Solanales, Solanaceae. Gene Ontology annotation, biological process: actin filament depolymerization.
UAAAUACUAUUUGCUUCAUUUUGGCAGUAUCUUUUCUUUUCUUCUCUAAUUAUAAUCUAAUCUACUCAAUCAACAACACCUUCAACUCCUUUCUUCCUCUCAAGGCUCCUUUAAUUUUUUUUGCUCUUCUCAUGUCUUUCAAAUUCAGAGGGCCAAAUGCUUCUUCUGGAAUGGGUGUGGCUGAUCACGGCAAAAAUGCAUUCUUGGAGUUGAAGAGGAAGAAGGUUCAUAGAUAUGUGAUUUUCAAGAUCGAUGAAAUGAAAAAGGAGGUUGUUGCUGAGAAAACUGGAAGCCCUGCAGAAAGCUUUGAUGACUUUACUGCUUCUUUGCCAGAAAAUGAUUGCCGAUAUGCGGUGUAUGACUUUGAUUUUGUGACUUCUGAGAAUUGCCAAAAGAGCAAGAUAUUCUUUGUUCAUUGGUCUCCUGCAACAUCUCGUAUCCGUGCGAAGAUGCUUUACGCCACCUCUAAAGACGCAUUUAAAAGAGAGCUCGAUGGUUUUCAUUAUGAGAUUCAGGCUACUGAUCCAACAGAAGUUGAUCUUGAAGUGCUGAAAGACCGUGCUCACUGAGCUAUCUUGCAAUAAACACUAUCUUAUAAGGAACAGAACUCGCAGGGCCUUACUAUUAUCAUAGUGAUUAGUGCCAAUAGCUUAUAUAUCGUUGUGUUUCUCACAGAGGAAAAUUCUUCUUAAAUAAAUAAUUGGGCAUCUGGGAAGGGCUGAUUUCCAGCUAAGCAUUUAGCUUGUUAGUGUAUAUGGUGUUGGCAUUGUUUUGCUUUUUUCUCAGAUGUUUGAACACUUGGGAACCUGCAUAAUAUAAUAUCAGUGGUUGCCAAUUUUCCAA